UCCAUAUAAAAAAUUUAAUAUCCCUUAUUCCGAGCUCAAAGUUUGAAGCUACUUUGAUUUGUCGGCAGUCCAAAGUGCAUUUUUUGUUCACAUUUGCCUUUCAAGAAACUUUCUGAGUAUUUUCUUCACAACUGCAUUGCUUAAAAAUUAAAAAUGGCAAAACAAUUAAGCAAAUUAGACCCAAAGAAAACAUUGUUUUUGCUUUGUGACAUUCAAGAUAAAUUUCGUCCAGCAAUGUCACUGUUUGAUAACAUGGUGCAAAACACGAACAAAUUGGUGAAUGCCGGAAAAGUCCUCGAAGUUCCUCUAAUUGCCACCGAACAUUAUCCGGAAAAGUUGGGAAACAUUGUAAAGGAAAUUGAUGUUAGCCAUGCAGCAGGAAUAAUACCAAAAACCAAGUUCAGCAUGAUGGUGCCAGAAUUAGAAUGCAAGAUUAUGGAGCUGUUUCCGAAUGAGAAACCUAAAGACGUCGUUUUGUUUGGUUUAGAGUCUCACGUUUGUAUCGAACAGACUGCAAUUGAUUUGAUUGAAAACGAUUACAAGGUCAAUCUCGUAGCAGAUUGUUGUUGUUCUCGUCUCAAUCAAGAUCGAGAUUUAGCUUUGCAUCGAUUGAGGGAGUUGGGAUGUAUCAUCACUACCAGCGAAAGUGUAAUUUUUAGUUUGCUGCAAGACAAGAAUCAUCCCAAGUUCAAUAUUGUAAGCAAGCUCGUUAGGGAUCCGUCAGCGGACAUGCAACUCUCAAAAGCUGGUUCGGCUAAAUUGUAAACAUUUUAAAAUACUUACUGGAGUAUAUUGAUGAAAGAAAGUGCAUUUCCAUGUAAUAAACGUUUUUUGUUGUGUUAUUGUAAAAUUCAAAGGGAAAAUAUAUUGGACUUGUUAACAAAAA
Molecule: messenger RNA, 886 nt
Organism: Eupeodes corollae
Lineage: Eukaryota; Metazoa; Arthropoda; Insecta; Diptera; Syrphidae
Product: isochorismatase domain-containing protein 1
Exons: 3
Coding region: 154-765 (203 amino acids)
Cellular component (GO): cytoplasm
Source: RefSeq, a predicted model, not a curated record